This is a messenger RNA of Oncorhynchus keta (chum salmon), 2430 nucleotides long. RefSeq names its product interleukin-1 receptor-like 1. The coding region runs from base 190 to 1962 and encodes 590 amino acids. Gene Ontology annotation, biological process: signal transduction. The transcript is spliced from 12 exons. Lineage: Eukaryota; Metazoa; Chordata; Actinopteri; Salmoniformes; Salmonidae. The record is from RefSeq and is a predicted model, not a curated record.
ACUAGAACUCAUUUGUUCUUUUUUGAAAGGACAACAUGUGGUCUAUCUUGGUUUAGUUAUAAACAUAUUUGGUUAGGCUAGCGAACAAGCAUUUUAGCCAGGUAGCCUAGGACAACAAAAAUGUAAAGCAUGUGUACUGUAUGACAAAAUGAUAAACGCUAAUGACAAAACGCUUUUUUUUCUACAAGUAUGUUGCAAGUUCCUGUUUUACAGAAAAUGUGCUCCUUCACAUUCAGGUUGGUGGAUGGUGGUCUCAUGUUCCUGCUCUUCAGUUUGACUAGGAUUUCUGCCCAGAGAGAAAUGUCCUUAAACCCCACUACAAUAGGUCAUUACACAGAGUCCCCAUGUCAACUAUUUGACAAGUAUGAAACUACUGUGACAGAGGGGGAGGCCCUUAGUUUGCCAGCCUACUAUGACCUGAGUGAGUUGGUUUGGGCCAGCGUGACUGAGUUUACCUGGUACAGAAACAGAACCCAAGAGCUCCCGUCCUCUGAGGAAGAGCGUGUGCAUCAUCAUGGACCGGUGCUCUUCUUCCUCCCGCUUUUAAUAAACGACUCUGAUCAGUACUACACCUACUGGAGAAAGGCAGCAGACACCUGCCUAAUCUUUGUGACAGAGGUGAUUGUGGUCAAAGCCCAACCGUUCGAUCAUUCAGUCCUGUUUAACGAUAUCUCAGAGUCAGCAGACAACAUUGCUAUCCCAUGUCCUGAACCCGUGGAAAAACUGUGCCGGGAUGGAAAAGAAAACGUAGCCUGGUAUAAGAAUUUCAGUCUCAUUCCAAACGAGUCUGAGAGAAAUCUGUGGGUGUAUGGCGCCUCCAAAGCAGACGAGGGCAUCUAUACGUGUGUGUGCACGUGGGAGCACAAUGGGAUGGCUCUCAACACUUCUGCAUCCAGGAGACUCAAGAUCCAAGCUCCCUCUGCCUCGCAUCCUCCUCAGAUCAACCUGCCUAGAAACGGAAGCACAGAGACCACUGACCUGUACACCACUAAGAAGUUGACGUGUGAAGCGUGUUGUGGGCAGAACAUUGAAGACAACUGUCACGUGUGGUGGGAGAUAAAUGGAGUGAAAGUCGGCUCGCAGCUGCAAGGCUACUCAGUGAACACCACCAGCGAUGUGGAGGUAUCUUCAAUGCGGAGUGUCUUCACAGCUAUCCUGACCAUAAACACAGUGACUAUGAGGGACCUCCAGUCAAAGUUCACAUGUGUUGCAAUGAACGACCAGAAAUGGGAUUAUGCAGUGGUUACUCUCAAGAUAAGAGGGUUUAUGGGUCUAUGUGUGGUGCUACUGCUCUUCUUCUUGCUAGCUGCUGUGGCUGUCAAAGUCUUUGACAUCGAUCUGGCGCUGCUCUUCCGUGGAGUUUUCAAAUGCUGUGGUCGAUCUGAGGAUGGGAAGGUCUAUGAUGCUUACGUUGUCUACCAGAUGGAUGGCCUAGACAAGGAAAGGGAGGAGAAAGUAUAUCACUUUGUGAGCAUUGUUCUGCCCACUGUCCUGGAGCAGAAGUGUGGCUUUAGACUCUUCAUCCACGGCAGAGACGACUUACCUGGGAAAGACGACAUGGAGUUGGUGGAGGACUGCAUGCGGCUGAGCAGGAGGCUGAUUGUCAUCCUGAUCCCCAGCUCAAGCACAUGGUCAGGCUCAGGAGGUCAAGGGUCAUGUGGCCAAUGGGGCUACUCGUCUUCGCUGACCACAGCGGAGGACUAUGACUGUCAGAUGGGGCUCCUCCAGGCUCUGGUCCACAGUGAGAUGAACGUUAUCCUCAUCCAGCUGGGGGACAUGGGGGAGGGUGGCUACACACACCUGCCCCCCGGCCUGCAGCACCUGGUCCGCAAGAAUGCCCCCUUAAUGUGGCAGGAGGGAAGGCGUGGGUCGAUGCUGCCCAACUCAAGCUUCUGGAAGAGGGUGCGUUACAUGAUGCCUUGGCCGCGCCACUCGACUAGUUUUGACAACCAGUUAAUAUGACUGUUCUAUGUGAACAAUCAGGUCUGAGGACUUGAAGUGCGUGUGGAGGUCUGGGUUCUCUGAAAAUCCUUAUUCCAUUCAUAGAAAUAUCAUUAAUUAUUCCGGUGCUGUGCAGAGAUAUACACAGGUUAGCUGAGAACGUCACAAAAACGAUGUGUACAAUGUGGCAGAAGGCCGUGUGUUGUUGUGAUUCUGGAUGGCUAGCAACAAUGACAAAGAAACUGCCACGUGGGGAAUAGUAAGUGGCUAAUUUCAGCUAGUUUUAUCUUGUUCUUGAUUCCAUAUCUUGUUUUUAGGUAUUUUGACUGAUGUCAUAUUUAUGCUAAUAUGGCUAAAUGUGCUUGCUUACUAACCAACAACUGUAACAAAGUAUUUGUGAGAGAACAAGUGUUCAUUGUGCAACUUUUUUGUUUUCAAUAAACAUUGGAGACUAAACAUUGUUGACAACAUGUAAACUAUCUCAACCAA